Messenger RNA from Boeremia exigua, 2775 nucleotides. RefSeq lists its product as uncharacterized. Gene Ontology annotation, molecular function: protein binding; histone H3K36 methyltransferase activity. The transcript has 3 exons. The record is from RefSeq and is a predicted model, not a curated record. The coding region runs from base 1 to 2775 and encodes 924 amino acids. Gene Ontology annotation, biological process: regulation of DNA-templated transcription. Gene Ontology annotation, cellular component: nucleus; chromatin; chromosome. NCBI's taxonomy places the organism in Eukaryota, Fungi, Ascomycota, Dothideomycetes, Pleosporales, Didymellaceae.
AUGUCGGACAGUGAGAGCGAGCAGAAAUCGUCGCGGCUCGAGCCUGAGUUGCGCGACAUGAAGCUAGAGGAGGGCGCGACCCCGGGCGCGGGUGAGAGCGAUGGCAUACAAGUAAAGGCGGAGGACGCAGACCCCCAAACGCCCUCCGCAAUCCCCCCCCGACUCAAGCCGUCUCGAUCAAUGACCCAGUCGCCCAUGCCAAAGCACGAAUCCGGAGCGUCGUCACCGGCCGACAGCACUAAAGAGGAAGUCGUUGGAGGGGACAUCGUGCUGAAGAUGGAGCCAGGAGGCCGAGCCCUCAAGCUCUCGCGCAGCGCUUCUCAAAAAGUCAUCUCGCGCCCGCCGCCGCUCUACCUCGACCUCCCGGACUCUACGGCAGCGGCCAAAGAGACCUUUGUCGUUCUCCCAGAGUGCACGUACUCGAAUAAAUCUAUCGGCACCACCGAUCCAGCCCUCGAAUGCGAUUGUGGCGAAGAAUGGGAUGCAGUCACAAAACGGAACGAUGCCUGCGGCGAAGAUUCCGACUGCAUCAAUCGCGCUACCAAGAUGGAAUGCGUGGGUGACUGCAGCUGUGGACGGAAGUGUCAAAAUCAACGUUUUCUGCGCAAACAAUACGCCGAUGUUACAGUCAUCAAGACGGACAAGAAGGGGUUCGGCUUGCGAGCCAACAAGGACCUUGCUUCAGGAGACUUUAUCUUCGAAUACAUUGGCGAGGUUAUCGACGAGCGAAAUUUCCGUCGGCGCAUGAUACAGUACGACCAAGAAGGCAUCAAGCACUUCUACUUCAUGUCCUUGACGAAGGGUGAAUUCGUUGAUGCGACUAAGAAGGGGAACCUGGGAAGGUUCUGCAACCACUCUUGCAACCCCAACUGUUUUGUUGACAAGUGGGUGGUUGGAGACAAACUGCGCAUGGGCAUUUUCGCCGAACGCAAGAUCAAGGCGGGCGAGGAGCUUGUAUUCAACUACAAUGUCGACCGGUAUGGAGCGGAUCCUCAACCUUGUUACUGCGGCGAGCCCAAUUGUUCGGGUUUCAUCGGUGGCAAGACUCAGUCUGACAAUGCCACUAAGCUCUCGCAUGCCACCAUCGAAGCGCUUGGCAUCGAUGACGGUGAUGGGUGGGACACAGCGGUUCACACGAAGAAGGCUCGCAAGAAGAAGGUGAGCGAGGACGACGAGGAAUACGUAAAUGACUUGCAGCCUCGAUCACUCGAGGAUGAUGGCGUGCCUAAGGUUAUGGCUGCUCUCCGACAGUGCACAGAGAAGUGGAUUGCCGUUAAGCUUCUGAGCCGUAUACAGCAAAGUGAUAACGAUAAGGUCGGCCACCGGAUUAUCCGAAUGCACGGUUACGAGACCCUCAAAAAGACCUUGACUACCUGGAUAGACGACUUCAAUGUUGUAAUGCAGGUCUUGGACAUUCUGCAUAAACUGCCACGCAUAACUCGAAACAAAAUUCAGGACUCAAAGAUCGAAGAGGCAGUGGAAAAGCUCAAGAGUUGCGGAGAUGAGCGUGUUGAAGGGUCUGCUGCUGAGCUACUCGCAGCGUGGAGCAAAUUGGAGAUUGCUUAUCGGAUCCCGCGUAUGAAGCGGGAUCCGAAUGCGAGCACACCCGUCCGUACUGAGAACCACUUCGAGCGUCGCGAAAGAGGUCGUGAGCGAUCGAGAUCCAGGUCAAAAUCACCAUCACUGACCUCCGCGCCAAAGGGUCCAGCUAAUUUGAAUGCUCCAUCUGGGCCCCGUGUCAUCAACGCACCAAGAGGGCCUGCGAGCGGGUUCUUCCAGGGCCCUCGUCCAGCUGCGCGACCGCGACCUUUCAACCCGCUGCCUCCUGGCUGGUUCCAAGCCACUUCAGACAACGGAUCUACCUAUUACUACAACUCUUCGGGGACCACGCAAUGGCAACGACCAGUUAUGCCAGCCAACCAGCCUCCACCUCCACCGCCGAAAGCCAAGACAGAUACACAGCUUCUACAGGACAUCAUUUCUAGCAUCACUGCGAAUGUGACACCCACCGUACCAUCAGCCUCCACAACCCCACAGCCCACCACCGAUGAAUCGAAAGAUAGGAAACAGAAGAGUGAGAAGUGGCGUAGUUUGCCUCAAGAGAAGCAGGAAAGGAUAUACGAGGCGACUCUCUCUCCUCAUGUCAUGGCCGUGGCUGCACAUUAUCGCAAGAAGCUUGAAAAGGAUGACCUCAAGCGACUGUCGAAAGAGGUAGCCAAGAAGCUUGUCAGAGGAGAUUACAAGUCUGGUCGCGUCAAAGACCCAGCCGCAAAGAUUAGUUCCAAGCACGAGAAGACGCUGAAGAACUAUGUGAAGGACUUCAUGGAUAAGGCAGUGAAGAAAAAGGAGGAGCGUGAGAAGGUCAGGGCAGCACGAGGGGAUGCGGUACCAGACGAUGAUGGCGCAACACCAGAUACUCCGCAAAUCGAGAUGGAGGAAGCAAUAGCUGCCAUCGAUGCUUCUCCGAACGACUCAUCUUCAGAGCUGAAGCGUAAGAGGGAAGACGACGCAGAUGAUUCCCCUCGCAACAUGCGUUCGCGGACAGAUGAUCCACCAGCCCCACCGCCUCCCCCUCCGCCCCCAGCGGGUGAUAUGCCCAUGUACAUGGAGGACACCGACGUCACACCAAUGGAUGACAGCUCGGUUGGAUUUUUUACGGAUGAUGCUAAGUUGCCACUACGAGCAAGUGGUCAGCCGAGCCCGGUGCAGCUUGCAACGCCCCCGACCAACGGCUCUGGAGAGGGAAGAUCCAAUGGCAGUAGCAAUCUGCGGUAG